CCUCCCCCCCCUUCCCUCCCUCCCCAUCCCUCCUCCCCAGACCCGGAGCUCGCUCUCUCCUGGAAGUGCGAGUCCUGCCCGGGGAGCAGCCGAGCCUGGCGCAAAAAAAAAAAAAGAGGAGGAGAAAAAGAAAAAAAAAAGGGGGAAACCUGGAUGCAUCGCUGUGGAGAUUCAUUGUGUGACUUUCCGGGUAUUUACUGAGUUUCAAACCGAGAUGCAGCUCUUGAAAGCUUUAUGGGCAUUAGCAGGAGCAGCGAUCUGCUGUUUUCUUAUAUUUGUCAUCCACUCUCAGUUCCUUAAAGAAGGUCAACUGGCUGCAGGUACAUGUGAGAUUGUUACUUUGGACAGAGAUAGCAGUCAGCCCCGAAGGACUAUAGCCCGACAAACAGCUCGCUGUGCAUGUAAAAAAGGACAGAUUGCCGGUACAACAAGAGCAAGGCCAGCCUGCGUGGAUGCACGAAUUAUUAAAACAAAACAGUGGUGUGAAAUGCUUCCAUGUUUAGAAGGAGAAGGCUGUGAUUUGCUAAUCAAUAAAUCAGGCUGGACCUGUACACAACCUGGUGGACGGAUAAAGACAACCACGACUGAAGACCAGCUGGAAAUGUCCUGAGGCCAUGGUCUAGUGGUCUGAGCAUGGGACUAGGAGCCAGAAACUCCUGAGCUCUAAUCCUGGCUCUGACAGUGACUCCCUCUGUGGCCUUGGAAAACUGACCACCACUGAACUCCUUGCCAAAAUUCCACAGAAACCAGGGGGUAUUGGGGAUCUUGCCAAAGAAUUUAGAUCCAAUAUGCUGCACAAUACACAGGGCUCUGCCUCUGAUAGACAGCGACACACUGCCUGUCUGAGGCCAUGAGGUUUGGAGAUCUGAUCACUAGUCCGAAAAGGAAAGGCUGUUUGCAAGAUUUCUGGGGUGUUUUUUCCUGGAAAAGGUCUCCUGACAAAUACAGCAACAGAGAAUCCUUGUAGGAGUGGUCUAGGCUCUGUGUGAGCUACUUAGUCAAGUUUCACUGCUGUGGAUCAUCAUUUGUUAUAUGUCAUCAACUCAACUGUCUAUUUCUCUGUAUCUCAUAAAAGACAGCAUAAUUCUUCUACAUUAUGAGCUAAAGUCUGUUCUACCAUACUAAGGAUCACUGGACUAAGGAAUAUAGAUAUGCGAGAUAUGCCUGGGCAUUAGCAAUACAAAAAAGUUCAUGGUUAACGUUUCAUCUGCGUUAUACACCACUGCUGGACUUGAUGUUACCUACAUGUUUUAAUCUGAAGAGUCUACUACACUGAAGAGUAUCAUCCCAAUCAGCCUUAGAGAAGACUGUUUUGUCUAUGGGAGGACAAUGAGUUGCAAAAGAGAAACUCUUCUUGUGCCCUGGACUGUCUGAAUUGCUUUUAUUUUCUUAUACUUUCAGUAUAUACGAUAGACCAAAGAGAAAAAUCUAUUUUAAAGUGGACACAAUCUUACUGUUAACAAAGUUAUCUGCGUUAAAAUGUAGGGGGUCUCCACAAAGACAUGAAUUCAGUUGUCACAAAGCUGAGAUAUUGCUGUCCAGCAGAAGUCUUUAUGGGACACUGCAGUAAAAACUAAACCAGAAAACUGCUUUGAAAAAAACACACAUUCUAAAGAACAUAAUGGAGCAGCGAGGGAAAAAUGACCUAUGUUUGAACUACUUAGAUGAAAAGAAUACAAACUGUCUACAUGGCACCUUUAUUCCUCUGUACUUAGAUUGACUUUCUCGUACUAAAAUCAUUUUCAGUUUUAACCAGUUAAACAUGCCUCUUCUACAGUUCCAUUUUUGAUAGUUAAAGUUGGAUAAUACAGUAUUUGCAAAGAGCAUGUUUGGUCAUCUGUGGCCUAUGUCUCAUCUGAUACACCAUUUAGCACCAGAAAGCAAAUUAAAGAAAAAAAAAAGUAACACUUGUUUGAAAGAGAUCAUUAAAUGUAUUUUGAAAAGCCUAAAGUUAUAUAUUUAACAGUUUUUAUAUGUUGUAUAUUUGUAGAAAAUCCUAUUUAACAAUUAACGUGGUAACUCUGACAGUCAUGACAAGUGGUUCAGAGUUAAGUUGUGUUUUAUUACUUCAGUUGUUUCUGAAGUGACUGGUGUCGUUUGCUUUCUUCCAUUGGGACGUUCUGGAUGUAAAGCAUGACCAGAGAGGACUCUGUAGAAAAAGCAAAGAAUAAUGUUGUUUAUAUUACAUAAAUGCAUUCAACCAUUGCACUGUUGGAAGGCAUUUUUUGUCUUUAUGUACUGGUAAAAUAGAGUGUAAAAUAUUUUAAUCAUUGCUUUUCAUACCGAGUUAUUUUUCUCUCUCCUUCUCCCAGCCCUCUUUUACAUGAUACAGUACAAAGGUCAUUUUGCAACCUAUUCCUUGAUUCAGUUUCAAUGUUUUACCUCAUCAGUAGAAAUCCCACUUUGUCAGCAUUAUCAGGUAGUGAAAAUUAAUGCUAGAGCAGCAUAGAAAAGAGGAGAAAUGAUAAAAAAGAAAAUUCCCUACUCCCUAUUACUGUACCUUUCUAUGUACGAGGUUUGGUACGUACUGAUAUGAUGAGACCAACAAUUGAGGUUAGCUUCUUUCUGGCAAAUGUAUUCUGAUUUUAAGUACUUCUCCAGAUUUCCACUGUAGUAUGCUACCUAAUACUCCAGUUAACUUUUAGUAUUAUACUAGUUCUAUGCUACUAAAGAAAAUUAUAGACAGACUGCUCAAGCAAUCAUAGAAGAAAAAUAUAAGAACAAAAUAACUGAUUUUUUUUCAAGGCCUGUUCGAAUAUUGAGGCUUAUUAAAUACAGAGGUUACAGGAACCAUGAAUUGUAGGUGACUGUGUCUUUGAGUAAAAUAAAUAUAUACAAUAUUCUUAUUUAAUCUUAGGGGUUUUUACCAGUGUCAAAGUAGCAAUUAAAGCCCAGCCACUUGAAAAGGGUUAUGGACUGACUGCACUAUAAAUGACUGAUGUCAGGUUUAAAAUGUCAUGCAAUAAAUGAUGGUAAAUACAGUUACUGUACUAGUAGAACUCAAGAGCCAGAGCCCUCAUCCUAUCAACUUUCUGUUUUGUUUCAGUUUAUUUUUAAAGGGAGUGUAGUAGCCUUACUUAGUAAACACAGAACAAUUAAAGAUGUUACAACAUUUUUGUUGCUUUACAGUA
Gavialis gangeticus (Gharial) is the source of this 3131-nucleotide messenger RNA. It is a transcript of the gene TAFA5, whose product is annotated as family with sequence similarity 19 member A5, C-C motif chemokine like. The record is from RefSeq and is a predicted model, not a curated record. Gene Ontology annotation, biological process: G protein-coupled receptor signaling pathway. NCBI's taxonomy places the organism in Eukaryota, Metazoa, Chordata, Crocodylia, Gavialidae. Bases 215 to 610 code for a protein of 131 amino acids. Gene Ontology annotation, molecular function: receptor ligand activity; G protein-coupled receptor binding. The transcript has 7 exons.